AUGCCCCGUCAUUUGGGUUCAGUCCUCCAUAAGAACCUCCAUGGCUGGAACAUCCGCACGCGCUCCGAGGAGACGCAGACCGACUUGACGCUCGGCUUUGUGAAGGACGAACCGGAGGACCGCCGCACCAAACCCUCCCCCGCCGGCUUCGUGCGGGUGGAUUACGACUCCAUCUUUGCCGCCAAUUCGGCCUUGGCUCCUCGGGAGGCGGCGAGGAAGCUGUUCGACUGCGCACUGUGCGGCAAGACCUUCACCAGCAAGUCGGGGAUCGUCAAGCAUCGGCGCAUGCACUCGGGGCGGGUGGUGGCCUGUCCGGACUGCGGGAAGGAGUUCACGUGUAAUUCGGAGCUGGUGGCGCAUCAGAGGACUCACACCGGCGAGAAGCCUUUCCCUUGCUCCUCGUGCGGAAAGUGCUUCUCCACCAACACCAACCUGGUGGCGCACCAGCGCAUUCACACCGGGGAGAAGCCUUACGCGUGCACCGAGUGCGGGAAGUGUUUCACCAGCAGCUCCGACCUGGUCAAACACCAGAUCAUCCACACGGGGGAGAAGCCGUUCUGCUGUGCGGACUGUGGCAAGGGCUUCACCAGCAAAUCCAACCUGGUCAAGCACCAGAGGAUCCACACGGGGGAGAAACCCUUCCUGUGCGCCGAGUGCGGCAAAGGUUUCGCCAUCAAGUCCAACCUCAUAAAGCAUCAGGUGGUCCACACCGGCGAGAAGCCCUACCCCUGCCCCGAGUGCGGCAAGUGCUUCUCCAACCAAUCCAACGUGGCCAAGCACCAGCGGACUCACUAUGGACCCAAGGUGGUGGCCUGUCCGGACUGCGGGAAGGAGUUCACGUGUAAUUCGGAGCUGGUGGCGCAUCAGAGGACUCACACCGGCGAGAAGCCUUUCCCUUGCUCCUCGUGCGGAAAGUGCUUCUCCACCAACACCAACCUGGUGGCGCACCAGCGCAUUCACACCGGGGAGAAGCCUUACGCGUGCACCGAGUGCGGGAAGUGUUUCACCAGCAGCUCCGACCUGGUCAAACACCAGAUCAUCCACACGGGGGAGAAGCCGUUCUGCUGUGCGGACUGUGGCAAGGGCUUCACCAGCAAAUCCAACCUGGUCAAGCACCAGAGGAUCCACACGGGGGAGAAACCCUUCCUGUGCGCCGAGUGCGGCAAAGGUUUCGCCAUCAAGUCCAACCUCAUAAAGCAUCAGGUGGUCCACACCGGCGAGAAGCCCUACCCCUGCCCCGAGUGCGGCAAGUGCUUCUCCAACCAAUCCAACGUGGCCAAGCACCAGCGGACUCACUAUGGACCCAAGAGAAGGCUCGUUGAAUGACUCCAGGACC
Messenger RNA from Nanorana parkeri, 1336 nucleotides. RefSeq names its product zinc finger protein 432-like. The transcript is spliced from 2 exons. Gene Ontology annotation, biological process: regulation of transcription by RNA polymerase II. Gene Ontology annotation, molecular function: RNA polymerase II cis-regulatory region sequence-specific DNA binding; DNA-binding transcription factor activity. The record is from RefSeq and is a predicted model, not a curated record. Lineage: Eukaryota; Metazoa; Chordata; Amphibia; Anura; Dicroglossidae. The coding region runs from base 1 to 1326 and encodes 441 amino acids.